Aspergillus lentulus is the source of this 681-nucleotide messenger RNA. RefSeq lists its product as uncharacterized. NCBI's taxonomy places the organism in Eukaryota, Fungi, Ascomycota, Eurotiomycetes, Eurotiales, Aspergillaceae. The record is from RefSeq and is a predicted model, not a curated record.
AUGGGUGGUAAGAAGAAGAAAGGGGCUGUGGCGGCGGUAAAUGCGUCACCGUGGCCUGACCUACCCUUCGAUACCUUUAACGACCUUGAUCUACGCGCCCAUUCAACGAAGCUACUAGAUGCAGUAUCUCAGUUGAAACGCACUGCGGAAUCUACUAGGGGUCUUCCCCCUUUUGAGAUGUUCUGGUCGCUCCUAGGCACCGUGGAGUCCCUCACGGUGAAGGCACGCGAUGGCGACGCAGCCCAGCUUGCUAAGGAGGUCCAUGAUAUCAAAACCAUGCUCAAAGACACCGCAAAACGGAUCUCCAGCGAAACUAAGAGCAUCCAACAUUCUAUUGAUGCGCAGCGUACCCUCCCUGGCGCCCCCGGGCGCACCCCCUACCGCGCGGCUCUGCUGUCCAGCAAGGCAGAAUCCUCGCUCGUCUCUGAUUGGAUGAGACGGGCCCACACCAACGGCUUAAUUGUAUCGGGGCAUACCAGCACGGGCAGCCCGCCAGCGCCGGUCAACCCCCUGCGAAGCGACCUAAAAAUCCACAUCCGCUGGACUGACCGUGCGGUGGUCGACCCCUUCCGCCAUAAGGAAGGCGCGCUCGCGGGGUGGGCUAUGUUCGUUAGCUUCGGGUUUUAUAGUCCUACUCUCAUCUUGAUGAUCAAUCAUGCCCAUGCUAAAGGGCAUAUGUAG